AUGCGCCGGUCAGCAUACCAAGUCCCGAGCCCAGCCCCCGUGGCCGGGUCCGUACACGAUGAUAAGCGAUGCAUAACCGCCCAACCCGCGCGGUGUUCCCAAAGGUUGGCGCCGUCAGCCGUGCCGCAACUCGGGUCUCCACCGGGGCACACGGGGCGCCUGGGAACGCGCGCCAUUGUCGCUCCGGUCGCCUGGGAAAUGAUGGAUGUCUCAGACCCGCGCACCACCACUGCGACACGGCGCUUUCGCCUUCCGAUUGGCGGCCCCCGUGACGCCGUCCUUGCUGAUCGCGCGCUAACUCUUCCCCUUUCUCUUUCGCCCGCUGGGGCCAUUGGCCUUGUCCCGGUUUGGGGGCUUUUCCGAUGGGGGUGA
This is a messenger RNA of Penicillium argentinense, 372 nucleotides long. RefSeq lists its product as uncharacterized. The coding region runs from base 1 to 372 and encodes 123 amino acids. Lineage: Eukaryota; Fungi; Ascomycota; Eurotiomycetes; Eurotiales; Aspergillaceae. The transcript has a single exon. The record is from RefSeq and is a predicted model, not a curated record.